AAGAACGGACCUCAGUGCAUCACAUUGGAAAUAUGUAUUGGAGAGUGAACUGUGGGAGUUGGGACAAAGGAAGACUGACAUUUUGCCUUCUCUUCAGCUGAGCUACAUGCAUUUACCACUCCAUUUGAAGAGAUGUUUUGCAUUCUGUGCUGUGUACCCAAGGAUGAAACAUUUCAGAAAGAGCGUUUAGUUGAAAUUUGGGUGGCUGAAGGAUUGGUGGAACCUGAAGGUGACAGCCCACCUACAAGUAUUGGUUGUCGGUACUUUGAAGAACUUGUGAAUGAGUCAUUCUUUCAAGAAGUCUCUGGCUCAUACGUAAUCCCUCAUUUGCUGCAUGAUAUGGCACGACUAGUUUCAAGGAAUGACUGCUUCAUCAUAAGGGAAAAGGCUGACUUUGGAAAAGUUCCUCCGGAUGUUCGUCAUCUGUCAAUACUCUCUAGGAAAGGCAUUGACAAAGCCGACUUGUUGAGCCUGUGCAAGCACACAAAGCUGCGUACCCUACUUUUCAGGAGUAAAGAUAUAUCUUCUGUAAUAGACCAUUGGUGCAGCAGCCUUCAUCGUUUGCGUGUGAUGUGUUGUGGCUCUACAAAUGAGUUACCAGAUAGCAUUGGCAACUUGAAGCAUCUUCGGUACCUUGAAAUCACCGGAGGUUGUUCUUUGAACAGCGUUCCUUUGGCAUUCUGUUACCUCUAUAGUCUGCAGAUUGUAUAUGCCAGGAAUUGCAGGCUUGAAACCAUGCGCGGCGACUUCAGUAAUUUGAUCAGUUUAAGGAGAUUUGAAUCGCAUGGAUUUGACUAUUCUCUAGGGUGUGUCCUAGAUAUUGAUUUGGCAUAUUGGCAAGGACUAGGACUUGGAUUCAUAAAGAAUGUGUCGUCAGAUGUUAAAGGUUUGUGCUUACGUAAUCUUGGCUACAUAAGCAAGAAUCAGGCAGCAGAGCUGGAACUGAAGAAUAAGCAACGUCUCAACAGCCUGGAACUGAACUGGCGUUGGUACCGACGUGAGGAAGACAAUGAUAGAGAUAUAGAAGUGCUUCAAGCUUUACAACCUCCCACUAGUCUCAUGUCUCUGCACCUCAAGCGCUACGGAGGUGUGUUUCUUCCAAUAAGCUGGUUUGGUCCACAGAACUUGCAAAGCUCGACAUCACUUACAGUUGAUACUAGGUGUGAUGGACUAGAGAGCAAGUUGUUGGCAGAGGGCACAUCAUUUUCAAGGGUCUCACAGCGGAUAGAUGACCUAAACGAGAUGCUAGUUGACAGCAACCAAGACACCACUUGUAUUUUCCCGUCCAUGACAGAGCUCACCAUAUCUGAGUGCGGAAAGUUAUCUAGCCUCGAACAUCUCAUACAGCCAGCUUAUAUUCCAGCCAUCAAGAAGAUAACAAUAGAGAAUUGUAAAUCUCUUACAAGUAUUGGGCACAACCUUUUGGGCAGCAGCACUAGAGGACCACCAUUCUCAUCCCUUACUUCCCUAAUAGUAUGCUCAUGUGAAGAGCUGUCAACCAUUGAUAACCUCCUAUCACAAGAAUAUCUACCUGUCAUUCACAAGAUAAAGGUUGAAUGGUGCUAUAAGUUAAUGUCGCUGCCUGUUGGAAUUGGGAGUUUAUCUUCUCUGCGUCAGUUGGAGAUCAGCGGAUGCCCCAGCAUCAGAUGGCCAAGCGGAUUGGUGUUCCCAUCUUCCCUCGAGUCGCUCAACUUAGAUGAAUGUGGGGAUAUGUCUGCAUGUGUUCCCAGCUGCCUAGAGAACCUUACAUCCCUCGUCUCACUGAGUCUCAAGAAAUGUGUGGGUAUACAAGUCAUUCCAGAAAAGGUAUGGAGCAAAUCACUCCAGCAACUAUGGAUUACAGACUGUCCAGACCUUGUGUCAAUAGGUGGAGCAGGGGCAAUCGCACAACUGAGGGUGGUGAUUAUUAAAGAAUGUCCAAAGAUGGAGGACAAGAUAAAGCAGCCUCACACGAGAGGCUGCUUUAUUAACUAGGACCUGAUCUGGGAAGGAAAAUCGAUAUGAUCGUCGUCGUCCAACGGGCUGAAUCAAUUUCACUGCAUGCAUGCAUGGCAGAUUCUUGGUGUUUUACUCCAUCCAACCUCGAUCGUACCCUUUUUUUUUAUGGUAGGUACUCCCUCUGUAAACUAAUAUAAGAGUGUUUACAUAACUAAAGUAAUGAUCUAAACAUUCUUAUAUUAGUUUACGGAGGGAGUAUCAGUUGCUACAGAAGAAGGUAACCUGUCAUACGUGUCAAAUGCUUAGCUUCAUCGCACGGCUGGGUAGCAAACAAGUGAGGAUAAAAACGGUGUAUGCUAUAAUGAUUGUAUCUUGACAUUUGUUUUGGCUCAAAUGAUUGUAUUGCAAUUUUAA
Messenger RNA from Aegilops tauschii subsp. strangulata, 2352 nucleotides. Its product is annotated as putative disease resistance protein RGA4. The record is from RefSeq and is a predicted model, not a curated record. Lineage: Eukaryota; Viridiplantae; Streptophyta; Magnoliopsida; Poales; Poaceae.